Hymenoscyphus albidus is the source of this 1833-nucleotide messenger RNA. The record is from the annotation of a GenBank genome assembly. NCBI's taxonomy places the organism in Eukaryota, Fungi, Ascomycota, Leotiomycetes, Helotiales, Helotiaceae.
GCCCAAAACUCGCAAAUCUCGAGCUACAACGUUCGCACUAUUCAAAAUUAGGAAGGUCCCUCCAAGUCCCUGUUAAUCCCCACACAAGCGAAUGAAUCUUUCAUCAGCAAGUCUUAUGCCAGUAACACACUGAGCAUCAGCAAAACUUUCAACCAAUGAUAUCACAGAAGAGAAGGGUUUUGACACAAUAACACGCACCAGAGACGAUAGAUGCAUAAAUCCCUUCUCCGCUUAGUGGGAAAAGCUAGCACAAUGCUCAUCUACAGUACCCCAAAGAUCUGAAUACGAGCCAGGAAGACGUGUCUCGAACACAAUACCCCAUUUCUACAUACCCCCGAACAACACUUCUUGAACCGAUGACUGCAUAUUACACUCAACGACAACAAGAUAGAGCAUGAGAGGGAGGAAAAUUUGAAAGCGCACUCACCGCCCAGCCACCAAAGAAUCUCAAACCAAAGUCCGAAAUCACAAGUUCUCCAUCUGGAAGUCAGUCUCCCAAGCAUAGAUUCAAGUAUAUAACCCACCCCCUCCCACCAAACCCAAAACUAUCAUCAACAUCCCUCACUUCUCUACUCCCAAUCCCAAUCCAACAACCCAGCCUUCAAAAUGAGAGCCAGCAUCCUCCUCACAGUCACCCAAGUGGUCGCAGUCCUUGCUUUCCCAACCGGUAAGCAUAGAUCCCAUCUCAACAUCCUCAACAUCCUAAACUUUAGCUAACCCCACCACCAGGACUGAACACCCCCAUCGCAUCCGGUACAUACCAACACAAUCCCAAAAUCCCGCAAAAUGAAAAAAAUAAAAUCAUAAUUAACUAACGCAUGAAAAUAGAAAUCGAAGCACGAGCCGAGGACAUCGAUAACGCCUGGAAAGCAAGCUACAGUACCUCUCUCCCCCCUUUCCCCAUUCAAUCUUGCUCAAAGAUACCUAUUUCGAGGAGGAAGAUUGCUAAUUCGUGUUUUUCUUUUCAGUCAAGAGAAGCGAGGACAUCGAUAACGCCUGGAAAGCCAGUUAUAGUGUGUAUUCCCCGCCCCUCACUUCCUGAAAUCGAAGGAUAUAGAAUGGGGAGGAUGAAAGUACUGACUGAACCUCUUACAGUCAAACGUAGCGAAGAUAUCGAUAACGCCUGGAAAGCCAGUUAUAGUACGUCCCUCUCAACCUCCCCAUAGGACCUGUCCUCUCAACUCGUCUAAAUCAGAAAACAACAUUUUCCUCAAAAUUCUCGACCCGGAGGGGAGAUGUAUAUGGUGAUACUGACUUCAAUCCUUCACUUAGUCAAGCGAAACGAAGACAUCGACAACGCCUGGAAAGCCAGCUAUAGUACAUAUCUCCUCCUUUCCCACCUCACCUUACCUUCACAUUUCCCUUCCCUCUUUUUAUCCUCUCCAACAACCCCAAAAACUAACUCCCCCACCCCGAAAAGUCAAGAGAAACGAAGACAUCGAUAACGCCUGGAAAGCCUCCUACAUCAAGCGCGGCGAGAACAUCGACAACGCAUGGAAAGCCUCAUAUAUCAAAAGAGGUGAGGAUAUCGACAACGCCUGGAAAGCUUCCUAUAGUACGUCCCUUGACCUCUUUUACCUCCUCACCUCCUCAUCCCCACCAUCAUUCCCGCACCUCCAAAUUCUAAUCUUCAAUUUCAAUUCCAAUUCAAGAAAACAACUAACAUCCAACCUUCCAGUCAAACGCAACGAGAACAUCGACAACGCCUGGAAAGCCUCCUACAUCAAGCGCAGCGAGAGCAUCGACAACGCCUGGAAAGCUUCAUACAUCAAGCGUGAGCCAGCCUCGGGGGGUGAGAACGUGGAUGCGGCGUGGAAGGCUAGUUAUAUCUAG